AUGAUGGUAAUGUUAGCAGGAUCCAGCAUAUUACUAGAAGGAAAUGGGGUGACAUCACAACCAAUAUGCCCAAAUGGGGGCACAAACUGUCAAAUACCCACUUCUGCUCUCUUUGACCGUGCCGUAAAACUUUCACAUUAUAUCCAUUCUCUUUCUUCAGAAAUGUUUAAUGAGUUUGAUGAGCGCUUUACUCCAGGUCGUAGGUUUCUAGCAAAAUCUGGAAUAAGCUGCCAUACUUCUUCUCUGAAUACUCCAGAAGACAAAGAGCAAGCCCGACAGAUACAACAUGAAGAUCUGCUGAACUUGGUGCUGAAGGUUCUAAGAUCAUGGAAUGAUCCUUUGGUUCACAUGGUUUCUGAAGUGCAGGAUAUCCGGGAGGCGCCAGACACCAUCCUUUGGAAAGCUGUAGAGAUUGAAGAGCAAACUAAACGUCUACUGGAAGGAAUGGAAAGGAUUAUUGGCAGGAUUCAACCAAGUGACAUAGAAAAUGAAAUUUACUCACUAUGGCCUGGUCCAGCUUCAAUACCAGGAGAUGAAAACUCACGCCUCUUUGCUUUCUACAAUCUACUCCACUGCCUUCGUAGGGAUUCUCAUAAAAUUGACAACUAUUUGAAGCUUCUAAAAUGCCGUCUUAUCCAUGAUGGAAAUUGUUAA
Staurois parvus is the source of this 654-nucleotide messenger RNA. The record is from the annotation of a GenBank genome assembly. NCBI's taxonomy places the organism in Eukaryota, Metazoa, Chordata, Amphibia, Anura, Ranidae.